Molecule: messenger RNA, 1497 nt
Organism: Oryzias latipes (Japanese medaka)
Lineage: Eukaryota; Metazoa; Chordata; Actinopteri; Beloniformes; Adrianichthyidae
Product: AN1-type zinc finger protein 3
Molecular function (GO): DNA binding; zinc ion binding
Source: RefSeq, a predicted model, not a curated record
CAAACACUGAAAGAAAUGUUUCCGUUUUAGGGAUAAAUUCUGACGUUUUGUUUGUUUUGUUUUUUCAUUGGUUGUGUUUGAUAUUUCCGGUUUGCCAGAGGUGCUUCCGGUCACGUGGGGAGGUUGGUCUAUUAUCUGUUUUUCCCUUUCAUGCCGCCCUCCCCCACGUAUGUCACACUGCUGCUUCGGAGCUUGUCCCCUGGCGGCCCGGGGCCCCGCAGGUUCCUGAGCCGGAGUCAUCGCAGGUGAAGCCGCGGACGUCCACCGGAAGCUCCCGCUGCUGGGUUUUUCCUCCUGGAGCGGAGCUUUAAACCCCCGGAAGCUGGAGCACACUUCCGCCUCUGUCCUCCGGACUUCAGAGGAAAAGGUUGGAACCAGCAGGCCCCGGACUCAUCCCCGGACUCGCGUAUCCGCCUCCUCCGUGCGGGAGUGAUGGGAGACACGAGUGGACGCAGCGAAGCCGCGCUGCCGCCCCGCUGCCCCUGCGGGUUCUGGGGGUCCAGUAAAACCUUGAACUUGUGCUCCAAAUGUUUUGCUGACGUCCAGAAGAAGCAGCCAGAGGACGACUGCACCCCCCCAUCCCCCCAAGGCCCCACCAGCAGCCAGCCUCUGACCCUGCCCUCCACGUCAGCUGGGGAGCCCAUUUUCUCCAGCCUGAGAGAAGGGGGGCUGUCCCCACAACCAACCCAGGACCUGCAGUGCACCUCCACCAAACGCCCCAGAGAAGCAGCGUCAAGCCCGGAGAGCGGGGCGUCGCCAGAAAAACGGCUGAGGGAGGGGGCCGGUGAGGAUGAAGGGCCCAGACAGAAGAACCGCCGGCGUUGUUUCCACUGCCAAAGCAAACUGGAGCUGGUUCAGCAGGAGCUGGGGUCCUGCCGCUGCGGCUUCGUCUUCUGCAUGAGGCACCGCCUCCCAGAGCAGCACAACUGCCGGUUCGACCACCUGGGCCGCGGCCGUCGGGACGCCAUCCUGAAGAUGGUGAAGCUGGAGCGGAAGGUGGGCCGCUCCUGCCAGCGGAUCGGAGAGGAGUGCUCCUGAGGACCAAGGGCUGCUGCUGCACCUCCUGCAGAUGCUGGCUUCUGUCUCCAGGAGAAAUCCGGUUGAAGGACGGACUGGGAUGUUUGGGAUUUCAGCCUCCAGUUCUCCGCUGUGGAGCUGCCCCCUCCCUAUUCGUUCCCCAUUCUUGGAUGAUUUCUUGGACCCUCCCCCCGUCAGUCCCGACCUUUCCAGCUGAAGAUCUGCCAGCGUUGAGGAGGUUCUGCUUCUUCAGCACCGUGUGGUCAUCAGGACUCCAAAAGCUGGAGUGGAUCAAACCUAAAAACUGAGGACAAAACCUUUUCUGGACCUUUGACAUGAAGAUUAUUUAACCUCAUAUCCGUUUGUCAGACAUCCCAUAAUUUCUACAUGUAGUAAAACUGAUUUUCGUUGGUUUAUUUUUCUGUUUCUGCUUAAAAAAAAGUUUGAGAAGAAAAAUAAAAAUGUAACUGAACAUCUGAA